Cuscuta campestris is the source of this 1357-nucleotide messenger RNA. Lineage: Eukaryota; Viridiplantae; Streptophyta; Magnoliopsida; Solanales; Convolvulaceae. The record is from the annotation of a GenBank genome assembly.
GUCUCAGAGCUUUCACCGGUCAAGUUUCUUCUCUUUCGCUAUCCAGCCCUCCGAGCCAAGUAAGUGUCCCCUUCCUUCUCUACUUUCCCGGUCAUGUCUUCUCUUAGCGAUAGGAUCUCUUCCUCAGGGGACUGCUCCUCUGAGGACUCCAACUCUUCUUCUUCGACCGAGUCUUCUUCUCUUGACUCUACACCCGUCCUACCGGGCGGGUCUGGCUGUGAAGGCUUUGUAUUCUUCAAAGCCCGCACCGGUAGGAAGUUCAUUUCCGAAGUCCCCCAGAGUAAUCGGGGAUGGAAGGAAAAAUUUGUUUUCAUCGAGUUUCCUCCCUUCUUCACUCCUCUGGCCGGUCUAAAAUGGAAUGACCAUCUACUCGACCAAGAGUAUGCUGCACCGGCCUCCUCCCCAGACUUGGAAGCUAACCUCGAGAUCCUCAUGCGCGGGGAUCUUCAAACCGGGAGGAUCUUCCAUCAAGGCAGCUGGGUUUGGAGGGUAGAGUCGGGUGGUGAGGGUACCUCCCAGGCCCAGGAAGCAGCAGGGCACGGGGUACCCUCCCCGGGCAACACUGCAGAGGCCGAGGGCCAAAACCACCCAGAUAUGGAGUUUGAGGAGUUCACCAUCCCUGACGACCAACCAGCCGGGGAGACCGGGGGCUCCCAAGCCAAUCCUGCCAGGACUUUCCCGGUCAAUCCAGAGGCCGUGGAAAUCCUGGAUGAAGAUGAGCCCCAAGAAGACCGGUCUAAGGGGAAGGAGAAGGAGAAGGCCGGUCGCCGGGUGAAGAAGGUGGCCACCACGCACCCCUCCUAUGCCAAGAAGAGGGCCCGGUCAGAUCCUGAGUCGGCCGGCCAGACCAUCGAAGAGGCCUUCGUCAACCUGGGGCUGAGGCUGAAGGAGGUAAAUUCUGCUGCUAUCCCGGUCUUGAUCCCUCUUCGCUAUUAUUCCAUUCUUACCGGGCUUCUUUUUCCUCUUGUGCAGGCGGGGGAGAUUGGACCCCUCACAGCCGACCGGCUUAGUUUAAGCUCUCCCUCUGAGUUUGCCCGGCUGAAGAAGGAGAAGGAGGAGAUGGCCCUCAUCUUGAAGAGCCAGGCUGAUGAGCUGAUCCGGCUGUCUGGGCUGGCCGGGGCAAUGAAGACUGAAAUCUCCCAACUGAAAGAGGAGAAUGGCCGGCUUUUGGACGAAGUCUCUGAAGCCAAGAGGGAAGCAGCGGAGAAGGAAGAAACCUUCCCCGGGCGCGCUGUCGCCUGGGUUGAAGAGAACAAAGUCGUUGCUGCCCGGGUGAUGACGGCGACUCCCGAGACCACGAUGGAGUCCUUCAGGCUUCUUUACCGGGAGCCUUAAGGAAGAAAGAUGAUUACCGCGA